AUGAGCGUCGACCAAAGAAAACUAGUAGAAAUAAUAGCGAAUGACAAUUUGGAUCAGUUCAUAAGAUUACAACAUAACAAACAUCUAGUUAACAUCCAAAUUUUACCUUUUGAAUGUCUAAAUAUUCCCAAUGAUAACAAAAAUUAUUGCCCAAAAGGGCCAACAACAUUAAUUUACUGUGUUCUUUGCCAGAGUGCAAAAAUUCUCGAAUAUAUAAUCAGAUCUGAAAAAAAAUUUCAACCUGAAUACUUUAAAGAAGUUGAAGGAUUCACGCCUUUACUAUACUCUAUAUUAACAAAGGAUACAAGAUGUUUUUAUCUCCUUGCAGAUCGAAUUUUUGGCGGAUCAGAUCUCGAAGAAAGUAAAAAAUUAGAAUUAGCAAAAACACUCAUUAGAGCUUCAUGCAUCAAUGAAAAUUACGAAACACUUAUACAGCUUUUAACAUAUGUAAAUAGUUUUGACAUUGAUUACAGCGAAUUAGAUUUAUUGAAAAUUUCUUACACAAAACUUGAUCCAAUCUUGGCACUGAUUUGCAUUAAGUUUGGUUCUUAUAGUGCUGAAACACGAGAGAUGAUAGACAAACAGAGCGAAAAAGAUAGUAACUCACACAUGAGUCAACGAUUAUCAGACUAUUAUAAGAUUACAUCUCUAGGAGAAGAUGAAAUAAUAGAGAGAUAUAAUGAUUUUGUUAAAAAUAAUUUCCCUGAUAUUCAAUUUGGAAAUUGGUCAAAAGUUCAACAGGAACCUACACAAGAGAUUCCACAGGAAACUAUCCCAGUAGAUCAAAAUCAAGAUAAUAGUAAUUCUAAUGAAAAUCCGGAAGUAAAUGAGAAUCCCAAUUGA
Trichomonas vaginalis G3 is the source of this 843-nucleotide messenger RNA. RefSeq names its product Ankyrin repeat family. Bases 1 to 843 code for a protein of 280 amino acids. The record is from RefSeq and is a predicted model, not a curated record. The transcript has a single exon. Lineage: Eukaryota; Parabasalia; Trichomonadida; Trichomonadidae.